Molecule: messenger RNA, 1674 nt
Organism: Uloborus diversus
Lineage: Eukaryota; Metazoa; Arthropoda; Arachnida; Araneae; Uloboridae
Gene: Cdc45
Product: cell division control protein 45 homolog
Biological process (GO): mitotic DNA replication preinitiation complex assembly; DNA replication initiation; double-strand break repair via break-induced replication
Cellular component (GO): DNA replication preinitiation complex
Molecular function (GO): single-stranded DNA binding; DNA replication origin binding; chromatin binding
Source: RefSeq, a predicted model, not a curated record
AUGUUUCUAUCAAACUUAAGAACCGAAUUUUAUGAUGUCAUAUCGGGAAGCCGUGUGCUGCUGUUGGUUGGAUGUGACGUAGAUGCAUUGUGUGCUUGUAAAAUUUUGCAGUAUUUAUUUCAGUGCGAUAAUGUUCUGUACACUCUUAUUCCUGUUUAUGGAAAAGUUUCGUUGAACGAAGCAUUCAACCUACAUAAAGAUCAGGCAAAGUUCGUUGUUCUAAUAAACUGCGGGGCGACGAUUGAUAUCGUUGAAACAUUCGAACCUAGAGAAGAAAUAAUAUUUUUCAUUUGUGACAGUAAUAGACCUGUUAAUAUUCUCAAUGUGUAUAGCGAGUCACAAGUUCGUUUAUUGAUGAAACCGGAGGAUUGUGAGAACAUCCCUACAUAUGAUGAAAUUUUCAAAGAUGAUGAUUCUGAGGAUGAAGAAGAUGAGGAUGGCAGACUAACCGAAGCUUCCAUUCUCAAACGACGUGAGAGAAGGUUGUGGGAAGAAAACCGGGAGAAAAUAUUGUUCGAUUACUACCAACUCAGUUAUUUUGGUGAAUCUUCUGCUCAAAUAAUGUUCGACCUUGCUUGGAAAAUGUCCCGCGACAAUAACGAUUUGCUGUGGUGGAGCAUAAUUGGUUUUUCUGAGCAGUAUGUGUUGAAAAAGUGCGAAGAAGAAAAAUAUGUACUAAAUGCUGCUGCUAUGCAGGGACAUGUGUCACGUCAUAAUCGUAGCGAAAACGGAAUGAGCAAUUCGACAAGUUGCAUGAAAAUCACUUUUGAUAAAGAUUUAAACUUGGCUCUUUACAGACAUUGGUCAUUGUAUGAAAGCUUGAUGUAUUCUAAAUAUACAGCUUGUAAAUUUAAACUGUGGAGUCUGAAGGGCACAAAAAGAAUGUCGGAAUUUCUUGCAGAAAUCGGUCUGCCAUUGGCACAGUGCAGGCAAAAGUUCUCCUCCAUGGAUAUGGAAUAUCGAAAUAACGUCGGUAAAUGGAUGGAAGACAUGUCCGAGAAGUACAAACUCGAUCAAAUUGUUUACGGAUCAUUCGUUUCUCAAUUUGGUUUCAAAGGGAAAUUCAGUGCAACUGAUAUCGUUUACGCGAUCAUUGCUCUUUUGGAAUCUGUCGACAAAGAAAAGACCCCGACUGAUGCUUUCCUCGAUGCCCUGGACGCUUUGCACAGAGGUGAAGUGAACGCGAUCAAAAAAGGCAUAGAACUUGCAAAACUGCGAAUGGUUGCGAUAUUUAAGCAGGUUCAAACUUUUAUUGAUAUGAAAUACAUUAUCAAUGCUGGGCCUUUCUUAUAUGCUGUUGUACCGGACAGCACACAGGACAUGCAAUAUUUUAGUCAUCCUGGAUGUUUAUUAAUGUUGGCACAUUUUGUACUUGAAGCUCAUGUUACGAUUAGUCGUAAUCGUCGUGCCGAUACGAUGCCCCUGAUACUGUUCGCUGUAGAUGCGAGUGAGCCUCAUCAGUGUCUUGUGGUUGCUAUUCCACCAUUAGCGGAAGGCACUCCAAAAAAUUUCUUCGGAAAAGCUUUCGAGCAAGCAGCUAAGCAGUGCAGGAUAACAAUUUCACAAGAUGUUUUUUGUUCAUCUUACAUCUAUAUCAAUAAGAAUGACCAAAGAAACAUUUACUUUUGUGAUGAAGGUUUCUUCGAACUUUUAAGGGACAAGGAGAGUGCUUGA